AUGAAACAGGCGCAUCUGUGGCUGGGCUUCGAAGUGAACUUCGAGCUGCAGAGCGCCGCCUUCGUGGUGUGGCUUCUGGAAUGGUUUCGGCCCUACCACUGGGAGACGGCCGGCACCGAUACGGACAAGGAGCCGUCCAUGAUGACCUUCUUCGUUUGCCCGAGCUCCGAUGUGUCCCACUUCGGGGACGCGGUGGAGACUUGGCGGAAGGUGCCUGCGAUCUUCGACUCCGCUCUGGGGGUGUCCAUGCGUUGCGCGGAGGAGGCCGGCGCUUCGCCGGCAGAGGCGGCCGCUGCAGCGGAGAGGUUCCUUUCUGCUGUGCUGCCGGACGGGAUUUGGGUCAUCCUGGCGUCUGAGCAUGAAGAGAGCUUUCAGCUGGCCAGGAGCUUGGCAGCUCGGGCGCCGGCAGGCCUGGGCCGUGCCUUGCGCACGGUGGCCCUGGACCUCUUCGACAGUGACCUGACGCACGCAGAGGGCCAGUGCCUGGAUGCUGGGCAGGCAUGUUUCAGCGACUUCGGGUUCAACGCAGAGGCGGCGGUGAUUCCCAACCAGGUCCUGGCAGUGCUCUUCAGGCGGUCCUCUUCCGAGGCGUCGAAGGGCUUUGGCCUGGUGCUGCGGUGCCGCCAGGAUGUGCCGGAGCUCCAGAAGGGAGAGGAGCCUCUGGAUGCUGUGGAGAUGCACCUGGCGCAAUUCUUCGAGGCGGCCAAACUGGGCUUCCCGCUCUGCAACGUCUUUGAGGCCAUUCGCCGCUCCGAGCUGCGGACAGCCUUGGACGUGGCGGCGAGCAUCGAUGAGACCACCAGCUACGAGGAGUUCUUGACCCUCCGCCGCGGCCUCCCAAGCCCCGAGCUCAGCGUCUUCGAGGACAAGAUCCAACUGCGAAAACUGCUGCAGCAGCUUGGCAUCCCGCACACGCCGACCAUCUACAUGUCCAACACCGACCCCAACAUCUUGCCGCACAUCGACGCCCAGCCCACCUUCGUGGUGAAGCCGAGCCACAUGACGGAGAGCGAGCACGUGGUGGUGGUGGAAGACGGGCGGUACAGCUUCGACGUCUUCUCCAACGGCGAGCUGCAGAAGUUGAAGGGCCAGGAGGUGGACAAGGCUGCCCUGCAGCGCCGGGUGGCGGAAGCCUGGAAUCUGUCCGCCUUCGCUUGGGAGUGCCAGGCGGUCUUGGCGGCGCGGCCUGGCGUGAUCGUGGAACAGCUCAUCACGGCGCAGCUGGACCCCAGCUCUACGAAGCGCCGGGUGGAGGAGGCCCGUGCGCACGUGGUCUGGGGACGCACCGUCGCGCUGGAGUGGGCGGUGAACAGGAUCGGCAGCCUCACCAUGCACGUGGAGCUGGACUACUUGGGCCGGCACUCCCUGGCCACGGACAACGUUUGGGCCACCCACCUGGGCGAGGCGGCCUUCGAUGAUCCGGACGCCUGGGCGCAGAUGGUGCAGGCGCACUUCUGCCUGAAGCGGGUCAUGGGCCUCGCGGAGCGCGCGGCGCUGAAGGCUCGGGUGGACCACCUGCGCGUGGACGUCCUGGUGCAGGACGCCUGCGAGAAGCUCUACGUGUCAGAGGUGGAGCUCUUCCCCGCGGUGCCCUUCUCCCCCAGCGCCAUGGCCUCCAUUGAGCGCAGGUGGAUCCGCGGAUAUUUGCUCUGA
Messenger RNA from Effrenium voratum, 1653 nucleotides. The record is from the annotation of a GenBank genome assembly. Lineage: Eukaryota; Dinophyceae; Suessiales; Symbiodiniaceae.